Messenger RNA from Dentiscutata heterogama, 230 nucleotides. Lineage: Eukaryota; Fungi; Glomeromycota; Glomeromycetes; Diversisporales; Gigasporaceae. The record is from the annotation of a GenBank genome assembly.
UGAUAGUUCUGAUGAUAAAUCAGAUGAUGAAUUAGAUAAUAAAUUAAAUAGUGAAAUAAAUGUUGAGUUAGAUAAUGAGUCAGAUAAUGAAUCAAAUGAUGAACUAAAUGAUAAACUAGAGGAUGAAGUAAAUAAUGAAUUAGAUAGUGAUGAGUUAGAUAAUGAAUUAUAUAAAGAAAUUUUAAAUAAUGAAAGUAAUAAUUAUUUAGAUGAUAAUUAUUAUAAUAAUA